Messenger RNA from Acanthosepion pharaonis, 1110 nucleotides. The record is from the annotation of a GenBank genome assembly. Lineage: Eukaryota; Metazoa; Mollusca; Cephalopoda; Sepiida; Sepiidae.
AUGAUCCUAUCUAUCUAUCUAUCUAUCUAUCUAUCUAUCUAUCUAUCUAUCUAUCUAUCUAUCUAUCUAUCUAUCUAUCCAUCUAUCUAUGUAACACUUUAUAUCUACUUAUUUCAGUCUGUUCAUAUCUAUCUAUCUAUCUAUCUAUCUAUCUUUCUAUCUAUCUAUGUAACACUUUAUAUCUACUUAUUUCAGUCUGUUCAUAUCUAUCUAUCUAUCUAUCUAUCUAUCUAUCUAUCUAUCUAUAUAUAUAUAUAUAUAUAUCAGUCUUAUCUAUCUAUCUAUAUAUCUAUCUAUUUCAGUCUUUUCUAUCUAUCUAUCUAUCUAUCUAUCUAUCUAUUUCAGUCUUUUCUAUCUAUCUAUCUAUCUAUCUAUCUAUCUAUCUAUUUCAGUCUUUUCUAUCUAUCUAUCUAUCUAUCUAUCUAUCUAUCUAUCAAUCUAUUUCAGUCUUUUUCUAUCUAUCUAUCUAUCUAUUUCAGUCUUUUCUAUCUAUCUAUUUCAUCUAUCUAUCUAUUUCAGUCUUUUCUAUCUAUCUAUCUAUCUAUCUAUCUAUCUCUAUCUAUCAAUCUAUUUCAGUCUUUUCUAUCUAUCUAUCUAUCUAUUUCAGUCUUUUCUAUCUAUCUAUCUAUCUAUCUAUCUAUCUAUCUAUCUAUUAUUUCCUAUCCCCAGCUCUCACAACUUCCUUUCCUUUUUUCUCUGUCAUUUCUUUCUACUAAAAUAUUUUCAGACAUUUACAUCCCACACUCUCUAUUCAUUAUUUCCCUCCCUAAUUAUAUUUGUUUUAUCUCUUUCAUGCACUCUUUAAUUCGUCCUCUCUCUCUCUCUCUUUCUCUCUUUCUCUCUCUUUCAUUCAUUUAUCUGCAUUUGGAUCCUUCUAAUACGAAAUAUUUUCUUAUUCAAGUCUCUUAUUACUUUCUAGUUUGUUUGUUUUUUUUUCUUCGUUUUCCAGCAGCGAUUUUUUCUUUAUUCCCUUCCAACUUUUCAUUCUGCCUUUCUUCAUCGCCGUCUCUAAGAUUUGUCCAUAUCGCUCUUCUUUUCUUCCUUUUCUUUCUCAGUUUUAAAUACUUUCUUUUUUCUUUCUUUCUUUCUUUCUUUUUCAUCUCUCUAUAA